This is a messenger RNA of Anastrepha ludens (Mexican fruit fly), 2056 nucleotides long. Its product is annotated as transferrin. Bases 31 to 1941 code for a protein of 636 amino acids. NCBI's taxonomy places the organism in Eukaryota, Metazoa, Arthropoda, Insecta, Diptera, Tephritidae. Gene Ontology annotation, biological process: iron ion transport. Gene Ontology annotation, cellular component: recycling endosome; extracellular region; plasma membrane. The record is from RefSeq and is a predicted model, not a curated record. The transcript has 8 exons.
ACUCAACAGUUAAGUAUUGGACGCGUUUGAAUGAGCAGCGCUAAAAUGGGUUAUACGACAAUAGUUUACUUGACUACGGCCCUAUUGGGCGUGGUCAGUUUGGCUUCGGUCCAAGCUGACGAACAAAUAUAUCGCAUGUGCGUGCCGCAACUGUAUUACAAAGAUUGUUUGGAUCUGUUGAAGGAUCCCUCGGAGGCUGGCAUACAAAUGGAAUGCGUAGCUGGACGUGAUCGCAUCGAUUGUUUGGACAAAAUCAAUCAGCGCAAGGCUGAUGUGCUCGCCAGCGAACCGGAGGAUAUGUACGUCGCCUAUCACUCGAAGAAUCAGGAUUAUCGUGUGGUCUCCGAAAUUCGCUCCAAGGCUGAUAAGGACGCGGAGUUCCGUUAUGAGGGCAUUAUUUUGGUGAAGAAAAAUUCGAAUAUUAACAGCUUGAAGGAGUUGCGCGGCAAGAAAUCCUGUCACACCGGCUUCGGACGCAAUGUGGGCUAUAAGAUUCCAAUUACCAAGUUGAAGAAUACGCAUAUUCUUAAAAUCUCUCUGGAUCCCGAAAUAACCGCCACCGAACGUGAAUUGAAAGCCCUGUCGGAGUUCUUCACACAAUCCUGUCUGGUUGGCACCUAUUCGCCAUAUCCCGAAACUGAUCGUCUACUGAAGAAGAAAUACUCCAAUUUGUGCGCACUUUGCGAGAAACCCGAACAAUGCAACUAUCCUGACAUAUUUUCUGGUUAUGAUGGCGCAAUUCGUUGCUUGGACAAGGGCAAGGGUGAGGUGGCCUUCACCAAGGUGCAAUACAUCAAGUCAUACUUUGGCCUCACGCCCGGCUCCAAAGCUGAAGGCGAUCCUUCGGAAUUCGAAUACCUCUGUGAGGAUGGCACUCGUCGCCCCGUUACCGGUCCCGCUUGUUCGUGGGCUCAACGCCCAUGGGUUGGUUACAUUUCGAAUGUCGAUGCGGUAAAUGGCGAGCAGAAGUUGCACAACUUGCAAAAUCGCCUAGAGAAAUUCUUUGAGAAUGGUUUACAUGCCGAGAACCAAAAGGCCGUUGCACAUUUGUUCAUCAACGAGAAUAGCACCUAUUACAACAAACCGGAAGCGGUUGAACCAAAAGUGUAUUUGGAGCGUGCCGGCUAUAAGGAUGUUAUCGAACGUGAUGUCAGCGACAUUAGAAAAAUGCGCCUCUGUGUGCAGACCGACAUUGAAUUGGCCAAAUGUGAAACGAUGCACCGUGCGGCCUAUUCGCGUGAUAUCCGUCCAGAGUUGGAGUGCGUGCAGGAGAACGAUUGUUUGAUUGCCGUUCAAAAUAAAACGGCUGAUUUGGUUGUGGUGAAUGGCAACAACUACAAACAGGCGCGCGAUCUCAAACUCAAACCGAUCGUUUAUGAAAGCUACGGACCAGACAAUGUCUAUGUUGCCAUUGUAGAGCCGAGCGUCAGCAAGGAUGUACAAAAGUUGCCAAUCAACUUUGAUGCGCAAAAUGAACGCGCUCGUCAGGCGGCGCUCUUCUUGAAUAAACGUCGCAAUAUCAAUCCCUGUCAGACCACGCCGUCCACCGACAAGAAUCUCGCUAUUGUGCAUUCCAGUGAAUUGGAUCAAUACAAGAACAAGCAGCUGGUGUGUGCCAGCUUGGAUGUGAAACCGGUUACCGAGUACCAGACUUGUAAUUUGGAAGUUGACUUGCCAAAGGCAGUCUUCAUACGCGAUAGCAUGACUACAGUUGAGCAAGAGACCUGCAGGCAUCUGUUUGCUUCGCUUUCAACGAAGUUUGCCAAAGGCAGCCGAAUGCCCGAUGUCUUUACACUAUUCGGCCAAUACGAAAAGGACGCCAAGAAUGUGCUGUUCGAUGAUGAUGCUAUUGAGUUCGUGACUGACUUGAAGAAUCCCAACACUAAUGAGCAAAUCUACAAUGAGCUUAUAUGUGAUACAAACGCCAUUAAGCAGCUUUAAGAUUCUACUCUAAAUUGUAAUUAAAUGCAUACGGGCUUGUGUGCAGCAAUAAUAUUAAGCUUUCAUAUAUUCGAACUAAACAUAUAAAAAUUUAUUACCAUUGAACAUGAGAAAA